Molecule: messenger RNA, 1407 nt
Organism: Leptomonas pyrrhocoris
Lineage: Eukaryota; Euglenozoa; Kinetoplastea; Trypanosomatida; Trypanosomatidae
Product: putative mitochondrial Succinyl-CoA ligase [GDP-forming] beta-chain
Exons: 1
Coding region: 160-1407 (415 amino acids)
Biological process (GO): tricarboxylic acid cycle; succinyl-CoA metabolic process
Cellular component (GO): mitochondrion; succinate-CoA ligase complex
Molecular function (GO): succinate-CoA ligase (ADP-forming) activity; ATP binding
Source: RefSeq, a predicted model, not a curated record
GGACAUACACACAAGUUAUUCUACUCGCGUAGACUAUAUUAUUCCAAGGAAUUCCUUUCUUGUUUCUCACCUAAGUAACCUUCACCUCUUUUAUUAAUAUUAUUGUUUCUUUUUCGUUUUCAACUUGUUAGCGAAAUCAAAAAAACAAACAUACACACCAUGCUCCGCUUCGGUCGUCUGUGCACCCCCAAGGCUGCUGGUAUGCAGCGCCGCUUCCUGAACAUCCACGAGUUCCAGUCGAAGCAGAUCCUCAAGGAGAACGGCGGUAAGGUGGAGUUCGGUAUUGCGUGUAAGACGAUUGAGGAGGUCGAGGCGGCGUGCGCCAAGAUCAAGACAGAGAAGAAGGUGGUCAAGUCGCAGAUUCUGGCCGGUGGCCGCGGCAAGGGCACCUUCAAGGACGGCUACAAGGGCGGUGUGCAUGUGUGCGAUAACGCCGCGGCUGCCGUGGAGGCGGCGAAGCACAUGCUCGGCAACACCCUCAUCACGAAGCAGAGCGGCGCCAAAGGCCAACUCGUCAGCACCCUCUACGUGACCGAGGCCGUCUCCGGCAUUAAGCGCGAGCUGUACCUCUCCCUCAUCCUGGAUCGCAAGAGCGCCUCCCCGAUGUUCAUUGGGAGCGCGGAGGGUGGCAUGGGCAUCGAGGAGCUCGCCAAAUCCCACCCGGAGAAGAUUAAGACGAUGCGGGUGAACAUCGCCGAGGGCGUCGACCACGACGCCGCUGUCGCGUACGCGAAGGAGCUCGGCUUCGCGGGUGAGACGGCGGAGCGCGCGGCGGAGCAGCUGAAGGUUUUGUACAACAUCGGCAAGUCGGACGACUGCACCAUGGUGGAGAUCAACCCCUUCGUGGAGCUGGAGAACGGCGACGUGAUGGAGAUCGACGCGAAGCUCAGCUUCGACGACAACGCUAUGUUCCGCCAAAAGAAGAUCUUCGCCCUCGAGGACAAGACCCAGAUCGACAGCAAGGAAGUGCUCGCCAAGAAGUACGACCUGAACUACAUUGCACUGGAGGGCAACGUCGGCUGCCUCGUGAACGGCGCCGGUCUCGCCAUGGCCACGAUGGACCUCAUCUCGCUGCAUGGCGGCAGCCCGGCCAACUUCCUUGACGUCGGCGGUAGCGCCUCCGAGGAGCAGAUUGUGGCCGCCUUCAAGAUCAUCACGGGUGACCCGAACGUGAAGAGCAUCCUGGUCAACAUCUUCGGUGGUAUCAUGCACUGCGACGUCAUCGCCGAGGGUGUCGUGAACGCCUCUAAGACGCUGAACACGAAGGUGCCGAUUGUGGUGCGUCUCAGCGGCACCAACGAGCAGCUUGGCAAGGAUAUCAUCCGCAAGAGCGGCCUCGCGAUCCACCCUGCUGACGACUUCGAGUCUGCCGCGCUUAAGGCGGUCGAGUUGGCCAAGAGCCACUGA